Molecule: messenger RNA, 7901 nt
Organism: Cinara cedri
Lineage: Eukaryota; Metazoa; Arthropoda; Insecta; Hemiptera; Aphididae
Source: the annotation of a GenBank genome assembly
AUGCGUACUGCCAUCGUUACUAUAUGCUGGUUAAUCAUGCUAUGUGAAAUCGUAAACCCAAGCCACCAAGUGCCUCAAAAUUCAGCAUCAAAAAAGUAUCGCCCGCCAUCGAGUAUGGAUGAAAAAGUAAGUUUUGAAAAAUUAAUGGGGGAAAAUAGUAUCAAUACGAAUAAGGGUUAUUAUUGACACACGGAGUUAUUCACAUGGUAGAAUUUUAAAUGACAUAAUAAUUUUUACUUAAAGUUACAUGUUUUAACUUUUGCGUUUUGUUACGUGUCCAAACAAACCUUUUCGCUUCAGUUAUUCUUUAUAAAUAUCCAUUAAUAAAUAUAAUAUCUAGUUAAUUUUGAAGUAGUGAAAGCAAGACUGGUCGUAACUUAUUAAUUUCGUGGUCAAUUAAAACUUUUACACAGCAUUAUGUAUUUAAAAACAACAUAUAUUUCAUAAGAAAAAAAUAUGUGUCGUGACUGUUUUAGUAUUAUGUUUAGUUUUAUUUUUUUUAUGAGGAGCUAACCUACAAAAAGCAAUAAUAAAUCAUAAUCAUUUUUAAAUUUUAGCUAUGCGUUAUGCCAUUCCUCAACUAAAAUGUACAGUAUCACUUGAAAUGAGGUAUUUAACAUGUUCAUUUUUAUAUUAAGUCAUUGUUUGCACGACGGCGACGCUGUAUCAAACUCUACACGAUUACACGUCCACGCCUGUGUUUUUAAUUGACUAUUGAUAUUUACGAAAAAACAAACUCUAGCUUUAAUCACUUUCCCCGACACAAUAACAAUAUAUAAUAUAAUAUAACAUAAUUAACAAAAAUAAUGUCAAAUGUCAAAUGUUAAAAUUUCAUCAGAUCGGACUGAUAAACAAUGGGAAUAUAUGUCUGACUUACGUAAAAAGCCUAAUAAUCAUCGAAGCGGAGGUGAAAAGAUUUCUAUCAUAAAAUACAUUAAAGAUACUCUCACUAUUAUUAGCUCGAUAAUUUAGUUCUAAAUAUUUAAUUUGGCCCUGACAAUUUCCCUCUAACGUUUUUAUAUAACUGUUGAUAUUAACAUACUCCUUACACAUUCUGUUUCACAAAUCCCUAGAAAUAGGCACAUUUUCUAAUGCUCUGAAGACGCGAUUUUAUAAAACACAGAUGACGUUUUCUAACUGAAAAAAUGAUGUAAUUAAAAAAUCACAAGAUACCUUUUAUAUUUGCUUUUCAAUUUAUUUUUUUACGUUAACAUCGCCAAAUAUUUUAAACAUUUAAGAAAUUUUAAUUUUUGGGAGGUUUUUUUGCUGUAAUUCUGUUAUAAAUACACGUAGAAACUUGAAACUUAGUAAUAAUAAUUAUAUUGGCUACACCUAACCGUGAUAAGGUUUCCAAAAUCAUCGGAAGACUUCUUUUUUUUUUAAAGCGUUUUGAAAUCAAAUUUCAACGAAAAUCGCAAUAAUAUUACGGUACUUCAAAUUGUGCACACAAUCGUCUUUCGUAAAGCAAUAAGUUAUCGUUGCUUACAGAUAUAAAUUAAAUCACUUUAUGUAUCCUACCUUUCCAACUUCUCCUCUACGACAGUCGCUUCUCCCAUCUCCAGUAUAAGCUCUUUUUAUAUGUUUGUUUGUUAUGUUUUAUAAUUAUUUAUUUUGCUGUUUUAAUUUAGCAUGCUGAUGUAUAACUUACGUUUUGCUGCUGUAAUGUCUUUUUGUAAAUGAAGUUUACUCCAUAUGAAAUAAACUAUAUAAAUAAAUAUAUUAUUACGCUUUAAUUACUCGUCUAAUUACUAAAUCCAUCGUUAGAAUAUUAUCAAGCAUCACGUUCAAUCAUAUAAAAAAUAUAGGUAUGUUUAUGGUAAAAAAUCGACACGUUAAUUUUUAGAAUUCAUGUUUUCGCUUAAAUUAUUGUUUAUUAAUUUUCAUUAAUAAAUAUAGGGAGGUAAUUUUAAAGUAUUUAUACUAAGAUUGGACUCGUUAUCUUCCUGGUAACCGAACUCCACUCCGAAUAAUUUUUCGUUAGAAAUGGGUAGUCGUUUCGUAUAGAUAUACAUUACAUUUAUUCUGUUACGACAUCCCUCAACUUAUCUUCUCACUUACAACAGUGGACCACCCACGUGCGAAGUAUACUAGACUUUUGUUAUUAAAUUAUUCUUAUUUAUUUUGUUAAUUUUUUUGUUUGAGAAAAGCUAAUCUAUAUUAUUUAUACAAAUAUAUCAAUGGUAAAUAGUAUACCAAUUCUACUUGCACGAAAAAUAUUACCGAAUAAUAAAAUAUUUUUGUUUACAGAUUCUGGUACAGACCCCGAGAACACAUUUGAAAAACGAACUCGGUGGUGGAUCACAGAGUUAUUCGUACUGGUUUUACAGAUCCCAAAUUCCCAAAUCCAAUAGUGAUAUUCAUUUAAAAAAACAAUGGAAAAAUGUUCAAAUGCACGACGUCAAGAUCGAAAAUAAUGACCAUAACUAUGUUAAUUCGAAAACAUUAUUUCAUAAAAUAUAAAGAUGAAAUGUUCUUUUUUUUAUUUGUAUAUGAUUAAACUAAGUAAUUUUUUUUGAUUGUAUAAAAUAAAAUAUUAACUCUAAAAUAUAUUUCAGGAUUGUACAUGGAUAAUUCAAUGCUUUUUCAAAUAUAAUAUUUUCAUUAAAUAGGAAUAUCCAUGUAUACAUAUAAUAAAAACAAAUCUUUACAAUACUUCUUUAUAACAUUAGUAGAAAGAAGGAAGAAACUUCAGCUGAAUAUGAACCGGAUCUUAUUCCGACGAAAGAAACCCCAGCUGAAAAUGAUUUAGAUCGUGUUUUAACGGAAAAAAUCCCACCUGAAAUGUCCAGUUUUUCUUAUGUUUUUUCCCACUUUUUCCCUUUUAUUAGGAAAAUUACCGGGAAAAUUAAAAAUGAUCAUCUUAAAGUAGCACGUUGAGAAAAUUUUCUUUAAAAAAAAACGUCGUUUGCAUCGUAUACAUCGGAACAAGAUUUCUAAAACAGUUUUUGUACAAAGUAUAAGAAAAUUAAAAAAAAAAAUAAUAAAAUCUUUGUAAAACCAAUAAAUUUUUCACUACACUCAAAAUCUAAAACUGAAAAUAAUAAAAGCAUUAUUUUUGUAAACUUGUCAGUUCUUUCUUGGUAUUUUUGGAUUGUACUCAAUUAUUAAAAAAGCUACCGGAAGAAAUAAUAAUGGCAUUUUUACUCUUCUACAAGAUAAUAAAUACAAAAAAAGAUUCUUGUUUUUUUUUUCGAUUGUUAAAAAAUGUCAUACGUAAAAAUUUAUUAUAAUGAAAUCGUACGCCGUGAAUUUGUCAAUUUUCAUUUUAAGUCUUUUAAGGGUUUUCCCGAUUAUUGUGAACACUACAUGGGAAAUCAAAAAAUUACUUUCUUCAUGAGCAUCUAGAUAUCUAAAAUUUAAUAAAAAAAGUUUUCUAGGAAUUUUUUGAUUACCUACAGAAAUACUUCUAGUAGAAAACAUAAUAGGCACAAUUUGAAAAUAAUGAAAUCCGUAACACAUCGUCACGCUGUAAGUUUUGACCAUUUUAAAUAAAAUAAAACUUUCGUUCAUCACAAUUAUUUUUAAAAAACCUCAGUAAAAAUUAAAAAUCGACCUAUAAAAUGCACUAAAUAAUCAAAAUUCCCUUUCAAUAAAGUACAAUACUCGAUAGCUAGAUUUUUUUUCGAAGCAGAAAAAAAAAUUUAAAAAAAAAGCCCAUAUUUGUGAAAGGUGCAGCCAGUAGCCAUUUGCCGUAGGUAAGAAGUUGAACAAUUAGGAUAAAUAAUGUUAUUUAAUUUAUAUCUGUAGUCAAAGAUAAACUAUUCCUAACGAAAAACGAGAACGAAUUUUAGCAAGAAAUAUUUUAACGUACUUUGUACAAUUUUCAUAUUAUGUAUAUCUAUAAUGACAAAGUUUCCAAAAUGUUUUUCCCGACUAAUUCUCGUUAAAAUGUUUGUUUGUUUUAUUACAAAUACCCGUAGUUUCAAUGUAAAUUCGGUGCAAAUCGACGAAAUAUUUUUCUAUUUUAAUCUAACGAUUUAAAACUAAAGGGGAAAAAUAUAAUUUAUUCAAGGUACUAUUUGCAUAACAAUGGUUCUGUUAAUGAAAUAUUAGCUAUACAAGACCGAAAAACGGUGUUAAUUAUUUAUACAUGAAUUGAAAUCAACGAUGAUACAUUUGUAUGCACUUGGUAAUUAUUUUUAGUAAGAUGGAAUUGGAACCGUUGUUUAAUUUCUUUAUCUAACUCGUACACAUUGGUGUGACAAUUUAGACUAAUUCAAAAGCAUUCCGAACGAUGAAGUUACUCAAUGUGAAUUUUGAAAAUGAUAUAAAAUUCAGCGAGAAUGUGUACACGCACAUCACAUUAAACAUUUUAAAUAAUUUUUUUGAUAUUUUUGUCAAUAUUAUCCAAUGAUUUUUGUUGAAAAUUAUGACUGAUAAUCGAAAAAAUACACUGAUCAACCUAGCGUAGGUACACUAUAUACGCUUAAUUCGAAUCCCUUUUCAGAAUAUUUCGUAUGGCUGCGUUACAUCGUUCGUCAUUCGACAAACUUAUCGAUAUAGUUAAUUGUAAAUAUAAUAGGUGCUUUGUAAACAAAAAAAUGAAGUGUUAAUUUCAAACUCGAAGAAAACAUUGUCAAAACUAUCAUAUCAUGAUGUUUUCCAAAAUAAUCAGAAAUUCCCCGGAUCACGCGGAAUGUUCGUUUUCACUCGUAAAAUCUAAUGCCGUGAUGGACUGCAGUGUUUUCAACAAAAAAUAAUACAGUAAUAAUUACUUGGAGAAAAAACAAGAAAAAUCGACUUUUUAAAAUUGUUCAGGAUGAAUAAAUACAUUUGUUUUCAGUGACAAAAACAAAUUUCAAACUCUGUAUAACACAUUUUAAUUUCUAUUGAUAGGUAAUGCCCGAAAAUAAUAAACACAAUUUGUUUUACUAUGUUGGUUACUACAUUUUUUAAAAAUAAUUAUCAAAAUUAAGCUGGCAAUUUUCAAAAAGAGUGGACUUACCUUGUUAUAUUAUACUAUAUUAUGUUGUAGUGCACCGGCGGGCGACGGAAUAAAAAAUUAGGUAAUAUCGCGAAUCUACUUACCUGGUAUAAUGAUCAAUUAUAGUACAUUAUAGUCGGAUUACAGAAGACAUACACGAUCUAUAGAGUUCCCUUUUCAACCGAAUAAGCUCGAAAACUAAAACGUAAGUUAUAGUUUUUUUUUUAAUUUUUUAUACUACAAAAUCUUGACGUCUCAAAUCUAAACAGGAAUACGAGAUUAUAAUAUAUAUAUAUAUAUAUAUGUAUUUGAAACACAUUCAUGAAUAUCUCACCGUCGGUAUCAAAAGUUCAAAAAAUACGCUAAAAUAAUAAACCAAAAGUUGUAAAAUAAUUUUUUCAAAAUAUUUUCACAUUUUUGGACAUUUGCAUAUAGAUUAUUAAUUCAAAAACAUUAGAAUUAAAAUUUUAGAAAAAAAUUAUGAAAUAAAUUAAACAUACCAAUAUUUGUGUAAAAAUAAUUGUACUUUUACGUUAUUAUUUUUUUGAAAACACGCAACAUAGUUUUUAAUUCAUAUACUUAUUAUUUACAAUUUAAUUAGUAUUUACCGUCAUAUCAUGUGUAUCGCGUAAAACAAUAUAUCAAUUAUAAAUGUUAAUAGAAAGAACGUGUGAUAAUUAUAUGAAUAGAAUGCGCAAUUUUUUGUUUGCGUUGUUAUUUUUGAAUUUCGGAAAGUGUAGUUUUCUUAAAAUAGUUUUUUAUUUUUUUUGUUAACAUACAACAGGAAACGUCUAUUAUGCUCACAAUUACAUUUUCCCGGACAUAAAAGAAAUUUUAAUUUUUGGUAGUUUUUGAUGUAAUUCGGUUAUUAAUACACUAAGAGACCUCAUACUCGGUAAUAAUACUUAUUUUGGACAUAUCUAGACGUAGUUAAAUGUCCAAAAUUAUCGCAAGACUUUUUUUUUAAAAGCGUUUUGAAAUCAAAUUUCAACGAAAAUCGCAAUAAUAUUGCAGCACUUCAAUAUUGUGCACGGAAUCGUCUUUCGUAAAGCAAUAGGUUAUCGUUGCUUACCGAUAUAAAUGAAAUCACUUUAUGUAUCCUACCUUUCAACUUCUCCCCUACAACAGUGGCUUCUCCCAUCUCCCAUCUAAAUUUUUUGUUUCCAACUGUUCUAAUUUCGAGUAAAAAAUAUUUAGAUAAUUUAUUUUUUACAGUGCUUUUUUUCCUAAACUCUUCGUUAACAAAGCAAAACUUUUAACCGAACACCACUCCGAAUCAUUUUUUGUUAGAAAUGGGUAGUCGUUUCGUACAGAUAUACAUUACAUUUAUUCUGUUACGACAUCCCCCAACUUAUCUUCUGCCUACAACAGUGGACCACCCACGUGCGACGUAUGCUAGACUUUUGUUAUUAAAUUAUUCUUAUUUAUUUUAUUAAUUUUUUUUUUUUUAAAGAACUAAUCUAUAUUAUUUAUACAAAUAUAUCAAUGGUAAAUUGUAUACCAAUUCUACUUGUACGAAAAAUAUUACCGAAUAAUAAAAUAUUUUUGGUUACAUAUUCUGAAAGCAUCAAUAACGGACGGAAAGCCAGACCCCGGUGUCUUCUCUUUUAAAGAUAUUUAUCGGGACAUAUAUAAUAGACGACCCCUACCAUAGUUAAAUGACAUGGGCAGAUGAAUUAAAUGCAUACCGCCCCUUAGUAUUUCCCAUCACACUCUAUCGGUCAGUUGUAACGUUUGUCUACUUCUUCGGCUCGGAAGGUAAGAAGAGAAAGUAAGAAGAAGAAAAAAUUAAUCCAUGGUAGAUAAAUAUGAAAUGUUCUUUUUGUUUGUUUGCAUAUUAAUAAACUAGCAACUGAGCAAUUAGUAAUUUUUUUUAAUUAUAUAAAAUAAAAUAUUAAUUCUCAACUAUAUUUCCGGAAUGUACAAGGAUAAUUAGAUGCUUUUUCAAAAUUAAUAUUUUCUUUAACUAAAAUAUAUAUAUAUGUAUAUAAUAAUCCAGCAAAUCUUUACAAUAUUUCUUUAUAAUAUUACUUUGAAAACUGUUCCGAUCAUCAUUUAAAUAUAUAAUUAGGUUAUUACAGGUGAAAGCGAAUAAGGAAAUAUAAUAAAUGUACACACUUAAUGCUAGCGUCAAUUAAAUAUUCUUAUUUGUUUUUUUUUUUUUUAUUUAUAAGCACUUAUUUUUAUAAAAAAAAAAAAUAAAAAUCCCCAGAGAAAUUAUCCAUUUAGUCAAGACUUUUAAUCACGUUUCCUUUCCUUUCAAAUAUAUUGAUUUUAUAUUCUUUCUCUUUUUUUUUUUAUUAUUAUUGGAUAAGAUCAAUACGUACGUAUAAUGGAUUGUUUCUUAUUUUAAAUGAUUAAUUAAAAAAGUAACAAAUCCAUUUUCUUUUUCUGGUAGCUAUAUAGUUGAAAUGAUAUCUUAAUAAGCAAUAUAUAUAAGUACAUAGAAAAAAAAAAUGUAAAUCUUGGUGAAUAAAUAUUGGUACUCCUUAAUCUGGUCGCCAGAAUGUGUUUGUUUCGAUUGACUGCUUGGCUGGGUCGGUAUCUCCUUCUGAGUCACCGUUACUUCAGUGGAUCUAGUAACUUCAGAUGUAACGGUACGUCUCAUUGCUAAUACUUCGUGAAAUUUCGCACUAUUUACCCACUCAUCUAUUUAUUGUACGGGGGUAUCGAGGAAUAUUCAGGCUGGUGCCAGAAUAUGUGGUCAUUAUAACUUUUCUCGCAAGACUGUCAUGGGGAAAAUCAAUGAAGUAAAGAUGGUGGAUAUGCUCACACGUUUGACCUGCUUAUACAGACCCGUGGGACAACACCGGAAAUUAACUCGAAGAAAGAUACCCCAAUUGAAAACGAACCAGAUCUUAUUCCGACUAAAGGAUCUCCAGCUAAAUACGAACCAAAUCCUAUUCCGACGGAAGAAACCCCAGCUGAAAAUUAUUUAGAUCGUGUUGAUGGGAAGGGGAGAAGUGUUAUUAUGUGA